CGCUUCCCCGCAGCCCCGCGGCCCGCUCCCCGUCGGCGCGGCCGGCCUCGGUCUCUCUUCAGCAGCAGGGCCCGCUGCCCCGCCGUGCGGCUGGGGCUCUGUCCGGCGGCACAGCCGGUCCCCGGGCUCUCCUCAGCUCCCCCCCGCGCCGCGGGUGCCGGUCGCUGUCCCAGGGCCAGGGGCGUCCGGGCCUCCAGGGGUGCAGCGGGAGAGCUCUGGGCCGGUUCUACUCGGGGCUGUCCCAGCACGACUCGGGAGCCGUUUGGUUUCCUCCAGAGACAUGGGUUUCCUUCGGCCUUCAGACACGGAAUGUGUGGUGUGAAGAGAGACUGGAUAGGGGAGAGAAGUGAUGCCGCGGGGGAGAUGCCUGAGGGGGUAGAGACGUGAUGCCAGCGUGGGAGGCAAUUCUGCCUCGAGGAUUCACUUGUGUCUUUCUCUUUAAUGCUCGCAGCACGGGCCUUUGUCAUUCCUCGACACAAUUCCAAAUUCAAAGGACUUGCUGGGCUGCCAACAUCCUCAGUUAUCCUUCAGCAGCUGGUGAAGUCCCUGCAAGCAGCUGGGGCCGACCCUUUCAUGAUGCAGCUGGAACGAUGCCAUGAGGCCUGGUGAGACUUGGCCAUAGCCAUGACGGAGCCCCACAGGGUUUCGUUCACCACUCUCCACGGUCCUCUGAGCAGCAGUUUCUUGAAAAGGUCUCGGAAAGAUGAUGGAGAACAACCCCAGGACUCUGAACCAGCUGCCACAGCUGUAAGAAUCACACUUACUCUCUUUGAGCCAGAUCACAAACGCUGUCCAGAAUUUUUCUACCCGGAUCUUCUGAAGAGCUGUCGAGGGAAAGUCAAAGGUGGUUCAUCAGGAGACAAGAAGAAGGACCCUGCUGAUCCCUUUAACGAUGAUGAAAAGGAAAGGCACAAAGUGGAGGCUCUUGCUAGGAAGUUUGAAGAAAAAUACGGUGGGAAGAGGCGUCGAAAAGACCGUAUCCAGGACUUGAUUGACAUGGGGUACGGAUAUGACGAGUCUGACUCCUUCAUCGAUAACUCUGAAGCAUACGACGAGCUGGUUCCAGCUUCUCUUACCACAAAGUAUGGAGGGUUUUACAUCAACUCGGGAACGCUGCAGUUUCGGCAGGCAUCUGAAUCCGAGGAUGACUACAUUAAAGAGAAAAAGAAGAAGUGUCCUAAGAAGCGGAAAUUGAAAGAUGGAGGUGAAAAGCUGAAGAAGAAGAAGAAAGAUGAUUCCUAUGACAAGGAAAAGAAAUCCAAAAAGUCCAAGUUCCCCAAAGCUGGCUUUACAGCCUUAAAUGCAAGUAAAGAGAAGAAGAAGAAGAAAUACUCUGGUGCUCUUAGUGUCAAGGAGAUGCUAAAGAAGUUCCAGAAGGAGAAGGAUGCUCAGAAGAAGAAAGAUGAAGAGCAGAAAGUGGUGACUUCUUCACCAGCAGAAGCAGCAGCCCCCAGGGAGGCGGAGGCGAUGCCCGACCCUUUACUCUCGCUCUUCGGCCACGCCAGUGACAACGACCUACUUCAGGCAGCAACAGCUAUGGACUCCCUAACUGACCUGGACCUGGAGCGGCUCCUCAGUGAAUCCCCAGAAGGGAGCCCCUUUCCUGAUGUGGAGGAUGGGAGUGAUCCUAUUGGGGUGGGCUUGGAGCAGGAUUUCAAGCAGCCACCAGCCCUGCCAGAAGGUCUGCCAGCCCCUUUGGAGAAACGCAUCAAGGAACUGGCUCAGGCUGCCAGAGCUGCAGAGGGAGAAGGCAAACAGAGAUUCUUCACUCAGGACAUCAACAACAUCAUACUAGACAUCGAGCUGCAGACGCGGGAGCUGAACAGCCAGAUCCGCUCAGGGGUGUACGCCCACCUGGCUGCUUUCUUCCCCUGCAGUAAGGACACUCUGGUCAAGCGUGCCCGUAAGCUUUAUCUCUAUGAGCAGGGCGGGCGAUUGAAAGAACCUCUACAGAAGCUGAAGGAAGCCAUUGGAAGGGCCAUGCCAGAGCAGAUGGCCAAGUACCAGGAGGAAUGCCAAGCCCAUACUCAGGCCAAGUUUGCCAAGAUGCUGGAAGAGGAAAAGGACAAAGAGCAGCGAGAUCGAGUUUGUUCUGACGAGGAUGAGGAUGAAGAAAAGGGAGGGAAACGAGUCAUGGGGCCACGGAAGAAGUUUCAGUGGAAUGAUGAAAUCAGGGAGCUGCUUUGCCACUUGGUGAAGAUUAAGUUGGAUGGUUAUGACCUUGACAAGAAUAAGGCUCAGUCUCUAGAGGAUUAUGUGAAGAACUUCCUAGAUGGAGAGGUGAAGCCCCUUUGGCCAAAAGGCUGGAUGCAGGCCAGGACACUGUUUAAGGAGAGCAGGCGUGUACACGGACACCUCACAUCAGUCCUGGCGAAGAAGAAAGUUAUAGCUCCUGCUAAGGUCAAAGUGAAGGAAUCUUCCUGCAAGCCUGAUAAAAAGAUGUCGGUGUCUGUUCCUUCAGUGCACUCAAGCAGCACCUUAGCUCUGUCUUCAGAGCCCCAGGGAGGAGCUCUGGGCAUCAGUGCCCAAACCAGAGAACUCCUGUCCCUUGGGACAGCCCAAGCAGCCAGCACCACUGGUACUCCUGCUACCUUCAUGGAUGACUCCUUGGAUGAGGACUUAAUUCAUAAUCCCACUUCCUCCCUCGAAGCAGUCUCUAAGGAACUGGCUGUGCUGAACAGCAGAGCAGGAGGGAGCCCUGACUUUACUCUUCCUGGGGCUUCAAAAGCUCCACCAGAGAAGAUCCCAGCUCUUGCAUCCUCAGAGGAGAAGAGGACGUUUCCAAAGUCCAACCCUUCCCCUACAUCAUCCUCUGGUUCCCUUCAGUCCCCUCUAAAUUUCCUGGCUGAGCAGGCCUUGGCAUUGGGUCAGUCUUCUCAAGACAAAAAGACAGAGAACUCUAAUUACAAAGAGCUCUCCUGCCAGGCCUCCCCCAGCAAAAUCCUUCCUGAUGCACACCAGGCUAAACAGAAACACCACGGCCUGGUCCGGCCAAGCCAUGGGCCUCAGACCUCCACCUCGGUGCCAGGUUCUCAGGUGAAGGUCUUUCACUCAGGCAGCCAGAUACAGAAAACUUUCACUGCCCCAGCUUCAUUUGUCAAGCUACAGAAUCCCAAGUCGUCCUCCUCCUCCUCCUCCCCACUGCCCCAGCGCUCCCUCCUCCAGCAGGUCAAGUCAUCAACCAAAGCUCAGAGCUUCCAUUCCUCUGUGUCACCAGGCAGCACCCAAAACUCCAGCAGCUCUCACAAGAGCCCGAGCUCAUCCUCAUCAUCUCUCAGCUACACAGGAAAGCACUCGAGCGCCUCAAGCUCUUCUGGACAGUCUUACAAACCACCCUUUGUUUCUGGUUCCCUCUCCAAGCAUGGAGCUUCUUCCAGCAGCUCCUCAUCUGGAGCUUCUGCAAACCAGGGUGGCUCCUCUGGGAGCUUGGUGCCCGGUGGGCAGACCCCUUCCUCGGCUCAGGCAUCCAGCCGCCCCUCCGCCAGCUCCUCAGUGAAGAAGACACCAGUUUCACAGAAGCUGACUCUGGUGGCACCUCCUGGAGGUUCGAAUGGUGAUUCUAGUGGGGGCACUCAAGGAGUGGCCAAAUUGCUGACCUCCUCCCUAAAGCCAGCUGUUGUUAGCAGCACUGCAUCUUCUACCUCUGUGCCGAAGGGAACCAGUGGAGCUGUGCUGCUGACGAGUUCUUCCUCCUUAAGUGUACUGGCUCCAUCCUACAAGUCCAGCAAUCCAAAGCUGCCAGCUGCCCUGAGCACCACCCCAUUAGGCAUUAUCUCUCCUAUCCAUUCCUUCCCUCUUCAUGUCAUCUCCUUCAGUUCAGACUCCUCCCCAAAAGCAGGAGUAUCAAAGGAUGCAAUAGUUACAGGACCUGCUCCAGGAACUUUCCACCACGGCCUUGGCCACAGUCUUCUAGCUGGCUUGCACUCCAGCCCCCAUCAUGCAGCGCCACUCCCACAUUCUGCCCUGUCCACUCAUUUACCGCAAAGUUUGCCAGAUGCUUCUCAGCUCCACGGCAAGGGGUCCAAUGCACAGCAGCGCAAGUUGUGACGUCUGCAAGGAAGGGAUCUCCAGCACACAAGGGAUAAAACCAAGAGGAACAGGUCAUGAACUUUGGAUACCAGCUGUGUCUUUUCUUUUGUUGUUGUUUUGUUGUGUGGUUUUGGUUUCUGGGUUUUUUUUUUCCCCUCACGACAACUGGAGAGACUGAAUCACAAGGAGGAACUCAUCGGUGCGUCUGCUCAGAGGCUUUCAGAGCUAAGCCCCACACAAUGGGCCACCUUGAGCCAUUCCCCUAAUGAGAGAAGUGUUUUGUAGCACUGUUUUAUUGCUGCUGCCUUUCAUGCAUUCCCUGGCACUGGCAGGAGCUAGAAGGCACAGGGGGCACUCGGGUGGUUUGGCUUUCUUGCAGCAGAUUCCCACCCACCAGCGUGUCAGUGUCGGCCAAGUACCUCCAAGUCCAGUUACCUCCUUGGUGUCCCAGGGGAGGGUAUGAAAGGUGCUUCUUUCUUCUGCUUUGGAUUUACUUGGAUAAUUCUAGCACUGCCAGUGCUUUCUGAAGACAUUGGACUGACUUUUCAAUUGUACUAUAAAACUGAACAUUUCCUGUGUGGUGAAUCCAACGAACCACCCGACGUUUCCCUCUGGAGGAGAAGGAAGACUCUUUAGAGAGAUGCUUUUAGAUGCAGUCAUUGACUUUGAGAAUUCUACUUCUUUUGGGCUUUGGAUUUCUCCUUUUUCUGUUUUGUUUUUCCUCCAAAGGGAUGCUUUAUCCCCACUCAGUUUUAUCCUCAUUACCAUCGAAUGCAUUGGAUCGAAUGGGACACUUCUCAGCAUGUCACAUGUAUAGGAAGACAUAAUUCCAGUGCCUUUUAUGGUGGAGCAAGAAUGGACUAAUGACACACAUUUCAGCCCUAUUUGAUGUGCUCCUCAACCCUUUUUUAAUCAUCCUGUAUUUAAAAUGUAUCCUGUUUUAUUUAAUAGAGCUUUUUAUGGUUGCACAUCACAAAAAGAGAGAGAAAAAAGAAAGAAAAAGCUGCACUGUCUGGACUCAGUGGUGUCUUGGUGACUGCAAAGGCAGUACCAAAUCCAGCAAGAGCACCACAUCUUAGCUGAGUUUGUGCAAGUGGGUUCCAGACCCUCCCCCUAAAGCCAUUCUUUCCUAGGGUCGUCAGUUAUGAUCUCUUUGGUGGGCAGAGGGAAUGAUCAGGGUUAACCGAGGUCACUACCGAGUCCAAUGAGUUCUGGAGUGUGGUAAUAUUGCUCUCCUGGAUGAUUUCUGCACUAGGAUCCUGUGCUUGUCGUUGGCUGCAGGAAUGGGGAUCGUCUAGAACUGGGGUGUGUCUUGUAUUGUGUGAUCUUGGGAUCCUUAGACCUAAACACUCGAGCUGAGCACACCCUUUCAUCUGGGCAGGCUGUGGUUCCCACUCACCUUUCUGCUUCUCCUCCCUCGUCUGCCUUUUCUCAGGCCCCCCCACAGCCACCUCUGAAUCAUGCAGUAGGAGCUCUGAUCCACAACAGCCUUGACUGGGAUUUCAAGCAAAAGCUUGCAGCCUUCCUUCACGAGCUUUGGGGAAGGAUGCUGAACCCUGAGUUAUACCAGCAAAUACCCGCUUUAGUUUCUCCCCAUUGGGGUUUCUUUUAGGGUAAGAUGCCAGAUGGACCAUUUCCAUUUGAGCUGAUAACAUUUCCCAAGAUUGUUUGUGUUUUCCAAAAUCAAGCAGCUCAGAUUUCAAAUCUGUUUACAGAAGAUAACCUAGGUUGUAGCAAAAGAGCCAAAGACAGAACUCUGUGGUGUUAAAAGCAAGCACAGCAAUUACCGACGGACUCUGGAGCGGUGGACGUCGCAUGGUUCCCCUCAUCCUGAGAGGUAGUUUGCACCUUCAGCUCCCUGUGGUUGCUGAAAGAGUUGGUGAGCCCCCUGGCAGGAUAGGGACCCUCAGCAAGUGACUCAAGGUACUGAUUCUACUUCCCUCUCUUUGCUUUCAUUGAACUGCUGCUGCUGGGAAGCACCCAUGUGAGUGGCCAGAGCAGAAUGCCCUCCUUCUAGGAAUUCAAGCGAAGCCUCUUGCCUCAGGGAAAUGUUUAUUUGGUGGAAAUUCUGUGGGAUAUUUGGGGUUGGUUUCUUUUUUUUUGUUGUUCCUUUCCAUUAUAAUGAAUGAGUGAAUGGUAGGGAGCAGAGUGGCAGCAAGGCAGAACCCCCGAGAGCUGCUGGGGAGCCAGGGCUCUGGCAGCUCUGCCUUCACGAGGCAACUUGCAGCACUUGGGUGAUGGUGUGGGGAGGUGAGGCUCCCGUGGCACACAGUAGGGCAGUUCCUUUUGGGUGGAAGAGCUGAGGUUUACUACUCUUUUUGUUUGGGUUUGUGUGUGUUGGGACUGUCUUGCUGAAGGUGGUGGGGGGAUGGUAUGAAAACUGUUAAUCUUGUACAGAA
Messenger RNA from Colius striatus (speckled mousebird), 6428 nucleotides. RefSeq names its product ubinuclein 1 (gene UBN1). Gene Ontology annotation, cellular component: nucleus. The record is from RefSeq and is a predicted model, not a curated record. Bases 625 to 4047 code for a protein of 1140 amino acids. The transcript is spliced from 17 exons. Lineage: Eukaryota; Metazoa; Chordata; Aves; Coliiformes; Coliidae.